AUGCUAGUUCCUGGUGCGGUUCAAACAGAAAAGCGCCUCAUAGAGCUUCAACUCUCGUGGAGAUUACAGAUUAGCCUUAGCUUACGGGCCCUCGUAGUUCGUUGCAUCAAUGUUGAAGUUCUCUGCUCGCCGCCCAACGUCAAGAAUUACCUUGGCGCCAUUCACUGUCCAAUUUUCCUAAAACAUGUUCACCCUGCUGCAUUUGCAGAGACCUUCGCACGGGAGAGGCCCGAGUUCGUCUGGCAGGAUCGCACGGGCUGUUCGGUUUCCGAGCAGGCCAACGCAAAGCUCUCAUACGCAACUGUCUCCUCCAAGUACUCCGUUGCCUCACCCGCUGUCUCUUUGGAAGGUGAAGGUAAGCCUUCACUCUUUGAAGCAUCUUUCGGAAUUGAUAGCCCAGUAAUCCUACGGCCUCGCGAUAAUCCCAUUGGCUAA
Molecule: messenger RNA, 435 nt
Organism: Dibothriocephalus latus
Lineage: Eukaryota; Metazoa; Platyhelminthes; Cestoda; Diphyllobothriidea; Diphyllobothriidae
Source: the annotation of a GenBank genome assembly